Molecule: messenger RNA, 2322 nt
Organism: Volvox carteri f. nagariensis
Lineage: Eukaryota; Viridiplantae; Chlorophyta; Chlorophyceae; Chlamydomonadales; Volvocaceae
Exons: 9
Coding region: 1-2322 (773 amino acids)
Source: RefSeq, a predicted model, not a curated record
AUGUCUCGUAGGGACGGCCCCCCCGCGGCGGCGCGCCCCGCGCUACUGCGGCAGCUGACCCAGGUCGCGAAGGGACCUUCAGUUCUUCCGCUGCCUCGGACUGCUCAGCCACGAACACGGCGCUGCUGGGGUAAGGUGUGGUCCGACGGCGGCGGCGCAGCCUCAGGCAACUCCAAGCCUGCGGCGAUGGCGACGGUGGCGGGCAGCAACCCGCAGCGGAGACGGCGGCGUCCUCCUGCCGCCGCGUACAGCGAUCUGCCGGCAGCGGCCGUACCGUCAGCACGCCGACGUGGGGUGGCGACACCGUCCUGCAUGGAUCGCGAGGUGGCGCAUCAGGCGACGGACGCAUCUGUCGGCGUCGUGACUGCUGCCGCUGAUGAGUUGUUCUUGUUGGCGGCGGCGGCGGCGGCGGCGACGGCUGCGGCAGAUGCAGUAGCGGUGGGAAACAAUGUUGGUGGCGGCGGAAGCGGCAAUGCCGCGCCGGAGGAUGCCGUCGACCUGAUCGUUGCACCGGACGCGGCACUGCGCUUCGCCGUGUUGACGGAGGCAACGACGGUGCUCGCCGGCAAUGUGGCGGAAUGGCUGGCGGCGGUAGUCCAGGGAUGGCGCGCUGCCGCCGCCGGGCUGGCGGAGCUCGUGCAGACCGGCCGCCGCCGCAGCAGCAGCCGCCGUCUUCAGCCGUCGGAUACCGCCGAUCUGCUACAGCUUGAGUCGGCCCUCGUGAGGGCGUGUGAGCUGCAUCUGCUGUUGUAUCGGGAGAGGGAGGAGCUGGAGAGGCUCCGAGGGGAGCUGCGGGAGGGACUGGAGGCGGCGUCGCGUGUGGCGGCGGAGGCGGCGGAGGCGGCGUCGCGGGCGGAGGCGGCGGCGGCGGCGGUCCAGAGGGCGGCGGCGGAGCAGGUGAUGCAAAUGGAUAUGGGGUUUGUGGUCGUGGCCGUGUCGGCGCGUGGCGAUUCGCUCCAGGGGCAGUUGCUGUUGGUGCGGGACGAGCUGAAAGCGGUGGAGGAGCGCCGUAUCAGCCUGCGCCAGGAGAACGACAAGCUCUCUUUGGAGCUGCAACUGGAGGCGGCGACAGCACUUCAGGGGCAACAGCACACGUGCCGCCCGCCGCUGCCGCCGCCGCCGCCGCCGCCGCCGCAGCAGCAGCAGCAGCAGCGGCGGCGAGAUCCGGCCGAGUGGUGUCCCUCGCUGCGUGCUCCUGGCCGCCGGCCGCCAAGGAGUGCCGUAGCGCCUCCGGGCUUACAAUGUACGACAGGAACCCAUGUGGGAGUACUGCCCAGGUCACUGACGUCGCCGCCGCCGCCGCCACGGUCGCCAUCACGGUUGCUGAGCCGCCCAGCGCUGGGGCGGCGGCGGUGUCGGCGGCGGCAUCACGAUGAGGUCGAGGUCAACGGUACGAACUUGAACCGGGCUGAGGCGGUGGCGGCGUUGUGGCGGCAACCGCCGCUGCCGACGACGACGGCGACGGCGACGGCGACGGCGACUACUCCGUUUCAGCCGCCAGCUCGCCCGCGACAAAGUCGUGGGGUUCACCAGGGAGCUUUAUCGCCAGCGGCGGCGGCGGUGGCGACGGUGGCGGCUGCUCGUCCACUGGGGCCGGCUCCGCCACCUCCGCCGCCUCCGCCGCUCGUCCCGGGGGUGGGGGACUUCGAGGUGGGGCUCGGCCCAACGGACAUUCGAGUGCAGAUGCGCCACGUCAGCCAGCUCGCGUACGACAUGCCGCAGCUGCAACAGCCGCUACCCGGGGACCUGGAGGCCCGUCUCCUGGCCCACUCCCUGUUGCAUUGGCUGAGUCAGGAAGUGUGGCGCGACCCGACCCAGUGGCUGGGGGGGCUGAGGGUAAAGCCGCCGCCAGACGUCGGCGCCGCCUCCGACCCGACCGACCCGCGGGUCGCAGCAUCAUUCGCCGAGCUGACCCGUGGGAUUGCGGCGACCUGUGAGCGGCGGCAGAGCUCGGAGCGCGACAUGGCAGCGCUGCCUGAGCAGCCUCAGCAAAUGCGGCUGCUCUUCCUAUGCACGUCACAACCUGGUUUAACGUACGCUGACGGGUACGGCAAGAUAAACCCCGACGCGGCUUUUCUGACCUGCCGCCAUCAUGCGGAGGCAGAGAGCAAUCGAACCUCUGUAGCAAUUUACACAAUUCACAGCAAAGUAGUAAUAGUAGGAGCGCAGACAUCAGACAAGCAGCUACCCAGCCAACCACCUCUGCUGAUUUUCAAAUCGCGCUCUUGCCGCCAUGCACAUUGCGCUAACCAACCAGCCAAGGCGCAAGUCAAAAAGAAAGAAGUGCUAAGACACAGAGAGGGCGGUCAAACCCUCUACUAA